Molecule: messenger RNA, 1995 nt
Organism: Sabethes cyaneus
Lineage: Eukaryota; Metazoa; Arthropoda; Insecta; Diptera; Culicidae
Exons: 4
Coding region: 42-1421 (459 amino acids)
Source: RefSeq, a predicted model, not a curated record
CGACGUCGAAGCACUGCAGGAUUGAUGACAUUAAAAGCACUAUGAAGACCGCACAUUGUAGGCUCAUAAUCAUUCUAUUGUGGAUCAAUUGCUUUCUUAUCAGCCUGGUUCAAAGUGACGAUGACAAAUUGUCUUCUAGUUCACGGGAAGACUCUCUUCCCGAAGAUAUAGAAGAACAUGACCAACAAAUCGGUGAAAAUCUGGUUUCGGCACAGCUAUUUGCCAUCAUUGACCUAUACAAACAGGAAGAUCCGGUCGGGUUGCCAGGAGCUACAGUACCAGAUCCUAUGCCCAUUCCAGAAAUCAAACAAUCGUUUUCGAUUGCAAAGAUGCAUAUGAAAAACGUAUUGGCUUAUGGAUUAUCCAAGUUUCGUAUCAAGCUGCUCAAGACCGAACUACAUACAAUGAAGGUCCAAACCGGAGUACAGAUUGACGAGAUGUUAGUAAAGGGCAAUUACACAAUGAGCACAUUCUUCAAUAGAGCUGAAGGACCUUUUACCGUUGUAUUAAAAAACGUGAUGACAAAGGGAAACGUGUCUCUUGGUGUUGAACGGGACGGCAAGGUCCGGACGCAAGACAUCAGUCUUGACAUCGCAUUCGACGAUAUGUCAAUGGAUUUUCAGAAUUUAGGGUUUAUGGGUAGUAUUUUCCAAAGUGUAGUAAAUUCCGCAUCCAACCUUGUGUUCGACACUAUUAAACCUUUUAUGCUAAGUGAGGCAUAUUCGAAGAUUCGCGCCGAAAUUGACACACGAGUAGAAAAUGUGACGAGUGAAAAUAACAUUCUGUUUCCUAACUCGAUAUCUCCUUUGGAUAUGGCUAUCGGAGAAGCACGUACACUUAUUCGCAAUAAGAAAUUCGAUCCGUACUUAAUCCCGGAUUACAACACAACCGCGGGAAUAUUCGGCAUGCACACGGCCCAUACUUGGAUCAAGGGAAUUUCAAGUUUCUACCGAUAUGGCAAUAUAGGGGUUACCAUGCAGAAUAAUACAGUGGCACUAACGAUGCAGGUGGGCACGCAAAGAAUUAUGGGAUCAACUCAGUGGGAGGUUUCGGUAGGGCGUGGAAUGAUUUCUCGCGCAGGGCAAGCUCAAUUUACCGUAGAGCAUAUUAAGGUAGCAUUCGAAGUUCAACAACCAUUAGAUCUGCGUAAAAAACCCAAGCUGAACGAUAUUCAACUAGAAUUGGGAAAUAUUCAGGUUCGUUGUGAUGGAGCGGGUACAUUGGAUUACGUUGUAGAAGCAGUGGUAAACAUUUUACCGAACUUGUUGCGUUAUCAGAUCAUGGAUGCUAUCGAAAACCCGCUCAAGAUUCGUAUUCAGGAAAAAUUAGAUUGCAUCAACGUUGAACAAAUGAUCAAAAAGCACGUGUUGGAUUACGAAAAACAUGGAUUUGCAAUGGAGAUAGAUUUAAAGAUUUGUUAGUGCAAGAAUUCCAUCAAUAUUUGCCGAUUGUGAAUGUUUGAAAUCUGAUUAAAGCUUUUGUUGAAGUUUCUAAUUUCUUUGAAUUCCUUAUAGGUGCAUUUAGGGGACCGUAACCGAGGGGGUGGGGCUAAGCGUUAACGUGCAUUUUAUUUUACUAUGCCGAAUAAAUAAAACGGUCGAAAAAAUACCGGGAACUAUUAUAGUCCCGCUUAGAAAUGAGCGCUAGUUCCCGCAAUGCACCUAGAUUGUAAAUUCAUUUAAUACCGUAAUCUGUUAUAAUUCAACCUCCAAUUAUAAUAAUUCAACCAAUUUUUAAACAAAAAAUUGUAAGCUAUCCAGAAUAUAGAUUGAUAGAACAAAUAAAUCGUGAACAACAAUUUUAAUUAAGUCGUCACAUGAAUUUAAAGCAUAACUUUAUCACUGUGAUCGACGUGGGAUCGACUGAUUGGUUUCGGUCAGAAGGAAAGACUCUUACGUUGUGAUACCAAAGGGAUUGCUUUUCGGCAUACAUAUUUUUUGUCUGCUACACUUCUUUCGUUUCGGGCACAAAGAUGAAAAACUCUAUAAUUUCUAA